UGAGGAUCUGCGCCUGCGCCUCAGACGCCCGGGGCGUCUCCUCUGCGCGUGCGCACCGUGGCGGCUCGCUGACGGGAACUAGAAGAUGGCGGCGUCCGUGGUUUGCAGGGUGACAGGAAUUAGGGCCCAAGCGCUGUUGGGCACCCGCCGUUCGCCGGCCCUGCUGAGGGCGCCUGCCCUGCGAGGGACCGCCACCUUCGCCCAGGCCCUCCAGAACGUGCCCGAGACGCAGGUCAGCCUGCUGGACAACGGGCUGCGAGUGGCCUCGGAGCAGUCUCCGCAGCAGACCUGCACGGUGGGCGUGUGGAUUGAUGUCGGCAGCCGGUACGAGACCGAGAAGAACAAUGGGGCCGGUUACUUCGUGGAGCACCUGGCGUUCAAGGGAACAAAGAAUCGGCCUGGCAAUGCCCUGGAGAAGGAGAUAGAGAGCAUGGGUGCCCAUCUUAAUGCCUACAGCACCCGGGAACACACAGCCUACUACAUCAAGGCGCUGUCCAAGGACCUUCCCAAAGCUGUGGAGCUGCUGGCUGACAUGGUGCAGAACUGUAGCCUAGAGGACUCCCAGGUUGAGAAGGAGCGAGACGUGAUUCUGCGCGAGAUGCAGGAGAAUGACGCGUCCAUGCGCGAUGUGGUCUUCAACUAUCUGCACGCCACGGCCUUCCAGGGCACCCCGCUGGCCCAGGCCGUGGAGGGGCCCAGUGAGAAUGUCAGGAAGCUGUCUCGAGCAGACUUGACCGAGUAUCUCGGUCAGCAUUACAAGGCCCCUCGCAUGGUGCUAGCGGCAGCUGGAGGGGUGGAGCACCGGCAGCUGCUGGACCUGGCACAGAAGCACUUCAGCAGCGUCUCUGGGGAGUACGCUGAGGACGCCGUGCCCGCUGUGACACCAUGCCGCUUCACGGGCAGUGAGAUCCGGCACCGUGAUGAUGCCCUACCUUUUGCCCAUGUGGCCAUUGCCGUGGAGGGCCCUGGCUGGGCCAACCCUGAUAAUGUGGCCCUCCAAGUGGGCAAUGCCAUCCUUGGUCACUAUGACUGCACUUACGGUGGUGGCAAGAACCUGUCCAGCCCGCUGGCUGCAGUCUCCGUGGCCAACAAACUGUGCCAGAGUUUCCAGACCUUCAACAUCUGCUACGCAGAGACCGGGUUGCUCGGCGCGCACUUUGUGUGUGACCGCAUGAACAUCGAUGACAUGAUAUUCUUCCUGCAAGGCCAAUGGAUGCGCCUGUGCACCAGUGCCACAGAGAGUGAGGUGACCCGGGGCAAAAACAUCCUCCGAAAUGCCUUGGUGGCUCAUCUGGAUGGCACCACCCCCGUGUGUGAGGACAUCGGACGCAACCUCCUGACCUACGGCCGCCGCAUCCCCCUGGCCGAGUGGGAGAGCCGGAUAGCGGAGGUGGAUGCCCACACAGUGCGUGAGGUCUGCUCUAAGUACUUCUAUGAUCAGUGUCCAGCGGUGGCUGGAUUAGGCCCCAUUGAGCAGCUUUCAGACUACAACCGGAUCCGUAGCGGCAUGUUCUGGCUGCGCUUCUAGGCAGGAAGGCUGUGCAGAUGUGGGGGUGGGGCUGGUGCUCACGGUCCCCCUACCACAAACCUGCGAUCCCAUAACACCAGCUCCUCGCCCCCGGACCGCAGAGCCCCCAAUAAAGUCUGGCGUCGUGA
Messenger RNA from Ochotona princeps (American pika), 1656 nucleotides. RefSeq names its product cytochrome b-c1 complex subunit 1, mitochondrial. The record is from RefSeq and is a predicted model, not a curated record. Lineage: Eukaryota; Metazoa; Chordata; Mammalia; Lagomorpha; Ochotonidae. Gene Ontology annotation, molecular function: metal ion binding. Bases 86 to 1528 code for a protein of 480 amino acids. Gene Ontology annotation, cellular component: mitochondrion. The transcript is spliced from 13 exons.